Messenger RNA from Meloidogyne enterolobii, 805 nucleotides. Lineage: Eukaryota; Metazoa; Nematoda; Chromadorea; Rhabditida; Meloidogynidae. The record is from the annotation of a GenBank genome assembly.
UUGUCUCGAUGUUCUCUAGCAAGGUUAUACCCCCUCCCCGAAGUCGGGGAAUUAGCGACUUUUUUUUAGAAAUUCCAUGUCCCCCUUCCUUAUCGGGGAACAACCCUUAUUUUCUUGUUAAUCGUCUCUCUCCGUCCAUUCAAUUGUAAAAAUCGUGUUGAAAUGUCAGCAAAAAUUAAUUUUACUAUAAAAGGACUUAUCAAAAUAAUUAUCCGCCUUUAUUCUCCUCCAAUAUCUACACAAUUAUUUGUUCCCAAUUUCAAUUAUUUCUCUUCUUUCUAUGCAACAAUUCCAAUUACUACAACAAGUAGUUACUACUGUGGCUUAUAAUAUUCCAAAUGAAUGUAUUUGGAAGAAUCUUUGGGUAUUUUGGAUUUUUAUUUUUUAUUCUUUGUUUAUGGCUAUUUUGCUCUUCAUCUUUUUAAUUACUUGUUGUUUUGUGGCCGUUAAAGAUACUGAAGAAAUUGGUGUACAAGACAAAAAGCUUAACAAACAAGUAAAUAUUGAGUGUCACAUAGACCUUUUGAAUAAAACACAAAAAACAAUAUCAGCAGCAACACCUCCACAUAUUAAACAACCAAAGAAGUUGCUACCAUCCCCAAAGCCAUCACCACCCCCAAAAAAAGAAAAAUCUAAAAAGAAGGGAGGAAAAGAAGAAAAACAACAAAAAUUGGAGACAGCUGCAUAUUUAACAGAAACAUUUCAUCCAAUACCUUUAGAACCUAAAGGUCAAAGUCAGGAAGAAUUUAUUCCAGCAUCUAUUUUGGUUGAGAGAGAGACUACGGAAGAGAUGACUCCAAUGUGA